AUGGCCAAACUAUACUCUAAUUGCCUCUCUAUUCUCUCUUUCUCACUCUAUUUUUACUUCUUCCCUUGCUUAGUUUCGAGUACUAAAAAAAACAUCACCACUGAUGAACUUGCACUUCUUUCAUUCAAAUCAUCUAUUACUUUAGACCCUUAUCAUGUACUUAGUAAUUGGUCAAUAUCCUCUAAUUCUUCUUCUUUCAGUUCAUGCAAUUGGGUUGGUGUUACUUGUGAUGAACAUCAUGGAAGAGUAAAUGCAUUGAAUCUUAGUAACAUGGGCCUUCAAGGUUCCAUUUCACCUCAAUUGGGAAAUCUCUCUUUCCUUCUUGUUCUUGAUCUACAAGCCAAUAGUUUCAAUGGUGAGUUACCACAAGAGUUACUUCAUUUGAAGAGAUUGAAGUGGCUUGAUUUGAGUUACAAUGAUUUUGUUGGAGAAAUUCCUUCAAGGAUAGGGGAGUUAUCAAAACUUCAAUAUUUGGAUAUUGGAUAUAAUAAAAUUGUUGGAAUUAUUCCUCAAUCUAUAUCCAAUUUGUCAAUGUUGGAGUAUCUAAGUUUGAAAUCAAAUUUCAUUGAAGGAACUAUUCCACUUGUUAUUGGUAAACUUCAUAUGUUGAGAAUUUUGGAUGUUAAAAAUAACAAACUCUCUGGAACCAUACCAUCAACAAUUUUCAACAUGUCUUCACUUCAAGAAAUUCGUCUAUCAAAUAAUUCUCUAUCAGGAGAAAUUCCAAAAGGAAUUGGUGAUCUUACACAACUCAUAACAUUGAAUCUUCAAUAUAAUCUCCUCACUGGCAACAUAUUGAUGUUGAACAACUCAUCUUUGCAAAGGUUGGGUCUUGGUUUUAAUAAUCUCUCUGGAAUUCUUCCAUCAAAUGUUUGUCAAGGACUUCCAAAUCUUAGAUUACUCUAUCUUUAUGCUAAUGAUUUUUCUGGUAAGAUGCCAAAUGUAUGGCGUAAUUGCAAAGAAUUGGAAGAUUUGGAGCUAUCUUUCAAUAAUUUUGACAAAGGUCCUUUGCCAGCUGACAUUGGAAGCUUGACAAAGCUUCAAUCUUUGUAUCUUACUAGCACCAACUUGGAGGGUGAAAUUCCAGUCUCCCUCUUCAACAUCUCUUCUUUGAUAGAGAUCAACCUUGAUGGAAACCAUUUAAAUGGAACUCUUCCGGGCGAGAUGUGUCUUCAACUUCCUCAACUUGAAAAGUUUACUCUAUUCGGUAAUCAUUUGGAAGGAACCAUUCCAGGAUCGAUCGGCAAUUGUACAUUCUUACAAAUAUUAACUUUACAGGAUAACUUUUUUUCAGGUUCGAUACCGAUGGAGAUUGGCAAUCUCAAUCAACUUCAGUUUCUUCAAUUGGGAAAUAACAGUUUGAGGGGACAUGUUCCUUCAAAUGUCUUCAAUAUUUCAACAUUGCAAAAUCUUCAUCUUGAACUAAAUUCUCUCUCGGGCAUGCUUCCAUCGAAUAUCGGAUUAGGCCUUCCAAACCUACAACAACUACACAUGUAUGGAAACAGGUUUGUUGGAAAUAUUCCAAAUACUAUUUCCAAUGCUUCAAAUCUUGUCAUAAUUGACUUGAGUUCGAAUGAAUUUAGCGGAGUUAUACCGAACUCAUUUGGAAAUUUAAGAGACCUUGAAUCACUUGUCAUAGGUGGCAAUAAUUUGACAAUAGAUGAGUCUCUUGAAUUCAACUUCCUAACUUCACUGACAAGUUGCAGAUAUUUGAAACAUCUUGAAAUUUCAGAGAAUAGUUUGCCAUUAAAACUUCCCAAGUCUAUUGGAAACUUAUCUCUAGAACACUUUUGGGCAAAUUCUUGUGGAAUUAAAGGAAACAUUCCAUUAGAAAUCGGAAACAUGAGCAACUUGGUUCGAUUAUCUCUGAGUAGGAAUGAUUUAAACGGACAAAUCCCUAGUACAAUUAAAGAGUUGCAGAAGCUUCAAUCUUUAGGCCUUGACUACAAUAAACUUCAAGGAUCUAUAAUUGAUGAGCUUUGUGAAAUUAGGAGUUUGAGUGAGUUGAAUUUAACAAGUAACAAGUUUUUCGGAGUGUUACCAACAUGUUUGGGAAAUAUGACUUCUCUUAGAAAGAUUCACAUUGGAUCUAACAGGUUAAACUCUACAAUACCUUCCUCCUUUUGGAAUCUCAAAGAUAUUUUAGAGGUAAACUUGUCCUCUAAUGCUUUAAUUGGAAAUCUUCCAUUUGAGAUUAAGAAUUUGAGAGCUCUUGUGCUAUUAGAUUUGUCAGGAAAUCAAAUUUCAAAUAACAUUCCAACAACCAUAAGUUUUUUGACAACUUUAGAAACUCUCUCCUUAGCAAAUAACAAAUUGGAAGGACUUAUCCCAAAAUCACUUGGUGAAAUGGUAAGUUUGAGCUUCUUGGACUUUUCUCAAAAUCUUCUAACCGGUAUGAUCCCGAAAUCUUUGGAGUCACUUAUUUAUCUUAAAUACAUGAAUGUUUCAAACAAUAGAUUGCAAGGAGAGAUUCCUAAUGGAGGACCUUUCAAGAAAUUUACAUCUCAAUCUUUCAUGAGUAACAAAGCACUUUGUGGUAGUCCUCACUUUCAAGUACCUCCAUGUGAUAAACAAAUUAGGAAAAAGUCAAUGAAAAAGAUGAUAUUAAUCAUAUGUAUAUCAUCCAUAAUUGUUGUGUUAGGCCUUGUGGCUAUUGCAUGCAUAAUAGUUCAAAUGUUUAAAAGGAAAAAAGUUGAAAAUCCACUUGAAAGAGAUUUAUCAACAAAUUUAGGGGUUUCAAAAAGGAUCUCCUAUAAUGAACUUGUGCAAGCAACUCAUGGAUUCAAUGAGAGUAACUUGCUUGGAAAGGGUGGUUUUGGAUCUGUGUAUCAAGGAAUGCUUUCUAGUGGGAAGAUGGUAGCAAUUAAAGUACUUGACUUGAAAUUGGAAGUUGCAUCAAGAAGUUUUGACGCGGAAUGCAAGGCAAUGCGCAAUCUUCGGCAUCGUAAUCUUGUUGAGAUUAUUACUAGUUGUUCAAAUGUCAAUUUCAAAUCUUUGGUGAUGGAGUUUAUGUCAAAUGGGAGUUUGGAAAAAUGGUUAUACUCAGAAAACUAUUUUUUGGAUUUCUUGCAAAGGUUGAAUAUAAUGAUAGAUGUUGCAUCUGCAUUGGAGUAUCUCCACCAUGGUUCUUCAAUACCAGUGGUUCAUUGUGAUCUGAAGCCUAGUAAUGUGUUACUAGAUAAAAAUAUGGUGGCACAUGUGAGUGAUUUUGGCAUUUCUAAACUCUUGGAUGAAGGACAUUCUAAAACUCAUACAGGGACACUAGCCACUCUUGGCUAUGUUGCACCAGAGUAUGGUUCUAAGGGAGUCAUUUCAGUUAAAGGAGAUGUGUAUAGCUAUGGAAUAAUGCUAAUGGAAAUCUUCACAGCAAAGAAGCCAACAAAUGAAAUGUUUGCAGGAGAAUUAACAUUGAAAAAUUGGAUUAGUGAAUCAAUGGUCAGUUCAGUCAUGGAAGUUGUGGAUUUCAAUUUAGUCUCUCAACAUGAUAAAGAAAUUCAUGAAUUUUUAGCUCAUGUGUCGUCUAUUUUGGCUUUAGCAUUGAGAUGUUGUGAAGACUCGCCUGAGACGCGGAUUAAUAUGAUUUAUGUAACUGCAUCAUUAAUCAAAAUCAAGACCUUAUUCAUUCAUUGA
Molecule: messenger RNA, 3630 nt
Organism: Lathyrus sativus (Indian pea)
Lineage: Eukaryota; Viridiplantae; Streptophyta; Magnoliopsida; Fabales; Fabaceae
Source: the annotation of a GenBank genome assembly